Molecule: messenger RNA, 3100 nt
Organism: Vicugna pacos (alpaca)
Lineage: Eukaryota; Metazoa; Chordata; Mammalia; Artiodactyla; Camelidae
Source: RefSeq, a predicted model, not a curated record
GAUUUGAUCCUCCGCGCAGAACAAGCUCACCCUCACCUCUGCCCCUUAGCCAGUUGUCCUCGGCCCUCGCGGGUGCCCGCAGAACCCUCCUGGUCCACCCCCGGGAGGUCAGAGCCCUUGCCCCGCACUCCCGGGACGGCCCGAGCAGGGCCGCAUCUGCGCAUCUGGGCCGUCGGAGAUCCAGCACCCCGCCGGAGUCAGUCCACCGGCAGCUCCGCCCUUCCAGGUGAUGGUGCGCCGCCACUGCGGCCCCUGGCGCGCUGUUGUGGGCUCCCCAAAUUGGGCCGGGGAGGGGGUUUUGGGCAACGCGCUGGCAGCCUCGGCAGUCGCCGAAACCAAACUCUGCAUCCCCCGGAAGACUCCAAACUCCUUGCCCUCCCCUACUAGGGGCUUCUGGAAACCGUUCCCCGACCGGAUUUGCUCUGAGAAGGGCCCGAGGAGAUCUGCGGACCUGGGCGAAGAAGCCCUGGGAUUUAAGCUGAGCAGACAAAAAUGGGCCCCUGCUAGGGGUUCGGCGGCUCGCGCGAGGGGCUCGGGGGCGCCGUGUCCUGGGAUGCCUCCGGCCGCGCCUGACUGGACCCAGCCCCCGCCUGGCCGCUUCCCGCCCUGGGCAUCAUGAGUUACUUCCUGUCUUACUGCAAAGCUCAUGGCGGCGCGCUGCUUACCGGCUACCAGGCCCUGCGCGCCGAGGGCUUUCUGUGUGACGUGACCCUGGAGGCCGAGGGCAGCGAGUUUCCGGCGCACAGGUCGCUCCUCGCGUGUUCCAGCGACUACUUUAGGGCCUUGUUCAAGAGCCACACCAGGGAGUCCCGGGCGCGCGUGAUCCACCUGCAUGUGCCCUCGGCGGCCGGCCUGCAGCGCUUGCUAGACUUCAUCUACACCGCCUGGCUGCCGCUCUCCAUGGACACCGUGGAGGACACGCUGGAGGCCGCCAGCUACCUGCAGGUCACUGAGGCCCUAGGGCUGUGCGGCCGCUACCUGGAGCGCCAGCUGGCCCCGGAGAACUGCUGCUUUGCCGCCAAUAUGGCGGCGCGCUUCGGCCUGGCGCACACGUUGGACGCGGCAGAACGCUGCAUCGUGCGCCACCUGAGGGAGUUGCUGGCGCGCGGCGCGGGCCCUGCAGGGCUGCUGGAGCUCAAUCCCGCGUCUCUCAGGGCCGUGCUGGGUGCCCCCGACGUGGCGCGGGUGCCUGAGGCCUGGCUGCUGGGCCUGGCGCUAGCCUGGUUGCGGGGCCUGGGUACGGGCGGCGAAGCGCUGGCUUCGGUGGAGAUGUACGACCUGCGCCGGGACCGCUGGACGGCAGCCGGGGCACUGCCGCGGGCGCUGCACGGCCACGCGGGAGCCGGGGAUCGCGGCGUCGUGUACAUCGGGGGCAAGGCGGGGAGAGGCGAGGGCGGCGCGAGCAGCCUCCGAGACGUGUUCGCCCUGGGCCGGGAGCAAGCGUGGAGCAAGAGGGCGCCCAUGGGCACGGCCCGCUUCGGGCACCACAUGGCGGCACUGCGCGGCGCGGUGUUCGCCUUUCUGGGGCGCUACGAGCCGUUCUCCGAGAUCGAGCGCUACGAUCCCGGCACCGACCAGUGGACUCGGCUGCGGCCGCUACCCUACGACCGCUUCUGCUACGGGCUGGCGGUGGUAGAGGAGACCGUACUGCUGCUGGGCGGCCUUAAGUGGCGGGACUCACGCCAGGUGCCUACCCGCAACGUGGUGGGCUAUGACCUCGACCUGGACCGCUGGGAGGACAUUGGCUGCGCGUUGCCCUGGGCCUGGAGCGGCCUGCAGUGCGCAGUGCUGCAGCUGGCCGACGGUGGGGACGAGGAGAGGGAGGAAGAGCCUGGAGAGGCUCCAGAUUUAGUGCUGGGCUUAAUAGGUUAGUGCAGCCUCCUGGCCACGGAGGAGCAAGUCACGCCUGACCAGGCUUACAGAGCAACACGUGGGCUUUUCCCAAGAAUGGGACUCUGAAAGCAGUGGCUUCUGAAGGUUAACGAGGCAAACAAGGACUUGGCCUAAGAGGAACAUUUUCCCUAAAGCUGAGAAUGGGAGACAAGAGGGGUCAAAUUUAGAAAGAUAUAUGAAUCAGCUCCAGUGAGCUGGGGAUUUCUAGAAAUUCUUAUGCUUGGCUAGAGAUGGACUUUCGAAAAUAAAAUAUGACCCUAUCUUCCCUCUUAAAGUAGUUCCUAGGUGCUAACCAGUGAUUGUUUUUCUGCCAAACAGCCAAAAAACGUACCAUAAGAAGUUGUAUACAACACCCAGAAAAUUGUUAGCUAUAAAGAGUGUGAUAAAUAGUUCUAGAAGAUGACAUUAUCUGAAUAAAUAGGGAAGGGAAAGUGCCUUGGUUAAACAUCAUGCAAUCAUUGUAGGGAGAACUAUGAUUUUAUGAUCCAGAAUCAUGAUUAUAGCUCUGCUCUGAUGGUUUAAUAUAAAUAUCCAACUGAGAGGGGAAAAAAAUCUCUAAAACAGCACCUUAUUUUUGGAGAAAAUAACUUAACUUUUUCUGUCCCUUAUCUUUAUUUACCCUAGUCUGCUUUUGUCCUGGCUUUAGGCAGCUCACUGGUUAAGUUUUAUUUCAGCAGCCGUAAUCAUCAGACUCCUCUGGUUUACUGGAUCAUCUAACAAAAGCGAAACAAAAUCCCAUUUCUUUCAUCCUCUUUAAAUGUUCAUUCAGCCGACAUGUUGUAGGAAUAUUUGUAAAAAAGUUUUUUAAACUUAUUUUUGGUGGUACCCCUCCCCUACCGUCUGCCCCACCUUCCCAAAGGAAUCACAGAGAAAGGAAAGAGGAGUAGGUGAAAUUUUAAAGUUCGUGUCAGGUAAAUGGGAAACCAGCUUGAUUUUGUAGGAUCUCAGAGAAGAUUCUUAUAUACACUGGACAGAUGCUUCUUCUGGUUUGUCCUACCAAUGACUUGAAACUGGGGGGUGGGGAGUGGGGAGAAGGUGGCUGUGUGAUUAGGUAACAAAGAAAUGUGGUGAGGACUCUGCAUGAAUAAAAUAGGUGCUUUAUAAGGAUUCAGUAAGAGCUGAAUUUAUUUGACUUCAGUUUACAGUGCUGCCUCUCUCCUAGAUUUGAAACUAAUGCAAUAAAAUGUACAGAUAUAUAGUGUUAAAA